AGACUGGUAUACUCUGGUAAAUUUCUCUUGGCACCAGGAAGUAAAUACGAGGAAAACAGGUUCAGAGUGUGAAAUGUCCUCGCCAUCACAAUUAAGCGAGGAAUGUUAAUCAUAACUAAAAUUUCCACUAUAUACUGUGUGCAGAAAUUACCAUACAUUUUUAAUAUAUUGAAAUACCCGCUUUAGUCUACAAAAGGUUCUGUGCCGUGAGUACGUUAUAAAAUAAAAGUUUCCUCGACGCCACCCUGACAACAUACAAACAUCCAAACAUCCCAGUUCACCGAACACUAUGCUCAUGAAUCUUCCAUAUCUGCUACUUUACCAAAGAAAAGCUAUUUAUGAAAGGCUAGACUGAACAAAUGUGUUUUCAGCUUUGUAAGAAAAAGCUCUGCCCCUUGCUUAAGGUACUACCAAAUGGCCUGCACCUUUUGCUCAAUGUAGGGGUGAUUGAUCAUAAAAAACAAAAAGGUAUUAGCUCAGGUAUUAGGUACUUACAUUAGUAAGCAUCUACUGUCUAAUUUCCUUUACAUAUUCGUCAAUCAUAAUAAGCUGGUGUCUAUCUUCUGAUUUGGCUGAAACAUAUAACUGCAUGUCAUCAGCAUAACAGUGGAGGCUAAUACCAUGUUUAUGAAUAAUUACACCAGGAGAUGAUUAUCAGUCAAAUAAGACCUGAAUCAGAAGAGGGCUGUCCCCUUAACACCAACAACAUGCUCUAGCCUAUCAAGUAGAGUAGCAUGGUCAAUGGUUUUAAAAGCUGCACUAAGAUAAAGUAACACCAGCAAGGAUACACAACCCUGAUCAGAGGCCAGUAACAGGUAAUUUACAACAUUAAUUAGUGCUGUUUCUAUGCUAUAUUCUAAAAUCACCAUGUUCAGAAUUAUUCAUACCCUUUAUAUUACAAUGUUCUUAUAAUCAAUAGGAAAGCCAUUGAUCUUAAUGACAGCCUGCAAAUGCUUCUUGUAGGUCUCUACCAGAUUUCUACAGGUCUCCUGUGGAACAUUUCCCCACUAUUCCUUUGCAAAAGCCUUCAGUUUUUGGAGAUCGGAAGGCCUCCUAGCCCUGACCCAGAUCUUCAUCUCUCCCCACAAAUUCUCAUUUGGGUUCAGGUCAGGGCUCUGAUUGGCCAUUCCAGAACAUUUAUGUUGUUGUACCUGAAACUUUGCUUGAACACUCGUGCCAUAUGCGUCAGGUAUUUAUUCUGCUGGUAGGUCCAAUUUUCUAGUAGGUUGAGUUUGUGUGCAAAAGCCACCAGAUUUUCAUCAAGAAAUUUGAGAGUCCUCUUUUUUCAUGAUACCAUCUAUCUUAAAAAGGUUGCCUGAACCACUUGCAGAGAAGCAUCCCUAUAGCAUGGUGUGACCACAGCCGUGAUUGACAGUUGGAUGGUAUUCUCCUCCUUUCUUAGGCAAAACAUGCAUCAUCCAUCAUCAUGUCCAAAGAACUCCUGUUAGACACCUGGAUUAAAUAGGUAUUUGUAAUCAUUCACCAUGUCCCCAUGUACGGAAACAGGAAUUAUAGGUGCCUUAGUCCUCCUCAGGUCGACCACUAGCUUCAAUGUUUUUAGUCACAUUGAGCUGUUGAUGGUUCCACUCACUCAAUAAUACUGUACUCAAUCUCCUCACCACUGCUGAUGCAACCAACUAUAGCCGAGUCAUCAGAAAAUUUCUGAAGAUGGCAGUACUCUGUGCAGUAUCUGAAGUCUACAGUGUACGGGGUGAAGAGGAAAGGAGACAGAACAGUCCCCUGAUGUCAAGUGGAGAAGAGUCAAACAUUUCUAAGUAUUACUUAGAUGAGAAGGCUUUCUAUAUCUGCUGCAAGCUAUUUCUACAACACUCAGCUGUCAUCAAAGAUGGAUGGAGUUGGGCAAAGGUCAAGGGUGGUGAAGAGGACUACAUAAAAAAAACUGCUAUAAUACCUGGAAGAUUGUCUUCUUUGCUUAACCAGAAAGCUGAUGAUGGGAUCAGUGCUCUGACUGGAGCUGAUGAGUUGGAUGAUGAUGCUGUUGGGGCUUAUAAAGAAUGUGAAAGCCAAAGCCAAGUUUUAAUGCACUAUGAAUACCAUGUUUUAUACUCCUUUGGUCAUCAGGUGCCAACACUCUACUUCAGAGCAUCUACAUUAGAUGGACAGCCAUUGUCCCUUGAUGAGGUUUGGAAAAAUAUUCACCCAAACUACAGACAAAGACUACUACAAGGACCUUGGGAUACACUGACUCAACAGGAACACCCUUUACUAGGCCAGCCUUUCUUUAUGCUCCAUCCUUGUCACACUGAAGAGUUCAUGAGACCCAUUUUGAAAAUGGAAAAUACCAAAAAAAGGAAAGUAAACUACAUUGCCACAUGGCUGAGCGUGGUAGGACCUGUGGUGGGAUUGGAUGUGCCUCUUAGCUACCACACAGCAUUGACUGCUCCUGACUGACUCAUUAAUCUCAAUCUAAUAUGUUUUCUGACAUAUGGUGAAGAAAAGAAAAACAAGACAUGCACAAAGUCACUAGAAACUCCUAGGACAUCCUAAGACUACAACCUUGUAUCAAAGAAUUUACUCAUUUUUACUGAGUAAUCAGAACAUUUGAUUUUGUAUCAUUUGUAUUUUUAUCUGUUUUCUUUUUUUUGUUUUGGUCUUUUUUAUAUUUUACUUUUAUAUUUCUUUUUUUUUCUUUAAAGUUACAUUACAAUAAAUUUUUUACUACAUUGGCAGCAUCAAAA
Molecule: messenger RNA, 2699 nt
Organism: Tachysurus fulvidraco (yellow catfish)
Lineage: Eukaryota; Metazoa; Chordata; Actinopteri; Siluriformes; Bagridae
Gene: atg10
Product: ATG10 autophagy related 10 homolog (S. cerevisiae)
Exons: 7
Coding region: 1669-2412 (247 amino acids)
Biological process (GO): macroautophagy; protein modification by small protein conjugation; protein lipidation
Cellular component (GO): intracellular anatomical structure
Molecular function (GO): Atg12 transferase activity
Source: RefSeq, a predicted model, not a curated record